AUGUCUACUGGCGGUGACGCAGUAGCUCAGAAGUUGGGUUUGGUGGCCUCACCUGCAGAAAGAUUGACAGAGGAUGAAUGGACCCAGGUUAAGAUGAGGUCUAUACUGCAGGAGGAAUCAGCUAAGCCAUGUGCAAUAUGCAGGGAGGACUUUCGCCUUCAGGCUCAGGUGUUGCUGUCUUGCUCCCAUGUUUUCCACAGAAAAUGUCUGCAGGCCUUUGAGAGGUACUCUGGAAGGAAGAGUUGUCCGAUGUGCAGAAGGGAGCAUUAUGAAACGUGUUUAAUUCAUGAUGCUGCUCAACUUUUCAGACAUCAAUGUGCUUCCAGGAUUCAAGCAUAGGGGCAGGGCUAUGUUGCUCGUAAAAAUGUUCAGAAUAUCAAGUUCACCAAAGACAAAAAGCUGAGACGCAAGUUCUUUGAGGAAAGGUUGCCGGAACUGAAUGACAGCUUUGUCCGAUACUGUCACACCGACAUGGAAGCUUUUCUGAGUGAUAUCGACCGUUCGCUGUCAUCAAGCAGACGAGUCUUCGAACAGCUGGAGAGAAAAGGCAUCUCGGAACCUCAGGAGAACGAGUGGGAGCGACUGAAGAGCCAGGUUAUCCACAGAGGUACCUGGGACUGCCCCAUCUGUCUGACUGCAGUGUGUGAGACUGAACUGGCAUCUGAACCUGCCAGAUCUAGCAAUCAACAAGUUAGACGCACCGUGCUGUUGUCAUGUUCCCACCUGUUCCACCAACCUUGUUUAGAGGCCUUCGAGGCCUUUACAGAAGAUAGCAGACCUACAUGUCCUCUCUGCAGAUCUGCAUACCACAAGAAAGUCAUCUAG
Messenger RNA from Girardinichthys multiradiatus, 825 nucleotides. RefSeq names its product ring finger protein 32 (gene rnf32). Gene Ontology annotation, molecular function: protein binding. The transcript has 6 exons. Lineage: Eukaryota; Metazoa; Chordata; Actinopteri; Cyprinodontiformes; Goodeidae. The record is from RefSeq and is a predicted model, not a curated record.